This is a messenger RNA of Cryptomeria japonica (Japanese cedar), 3396 nucleotides long. RefSeq names its product probable LRR receptor-like serine/threonine-protein kinase At1g56140. Gene Ontology annotation, biological process: protein phosphorylation. Lineage: Eukaryota; Viridiplantae; Streptophyta; Pinopsida; Cupressales; Cupressaceae. The coding region runs from base 50 to 3175 and encodes 1041 amino acids. The transcript is spliced from 24 exons. Gene Ontology annotation, molecular function: ATP binding; protein binding; protein kinase activity. The record is from RefSeq and is a predicted model, not a curated record.
UCUUUAGUCUUCAGUGAAUGUCGGUGGGCUCACAGCCUCUGGUCUGAAAAUGACACGCGACUUUAAAUUACAUAAACGUAAAAUUUUCAGAACGAGACAAUUCCUCACUAGAGCCAACAAUCGAUGUCCUGGUAUGGUUUCUUUGCAAGCUCUGCUUAUGGCUUCCCAUUUCCAGUGCACCAUCUUACUUAUUCUUUGCACCAUUUUUUUGGAUGGCCUCCUUGAACAAGCUGAGGCUGCAACGACACCCAAGGAUGAAAUUGAGACACUCAUCACAAUUGGAAAGACGCUGGGUAAAGGAGACUGGAACUUCACUGUGGAUCCCUGUGCAGGAAACAUUCCAAACGAAUUGGGUUGUAACUGUUCUUACCAAACUGAGACCGUUUGUCAUGUUAUCAACAUAACACUUGUGAGCCUCAAUCUCACCGGAACGCUUCCCCCACAGCUAGCAAAUCUGUCAUAUCUUCAGAGCCUUAUUCUCACAGACAACUAUCUAACCGGUCCAAUUCCUUCACAACUGGGCUCCUUGAAGUCCUUGAAAUUUCUGGAUCUUUCAAGAAAUCUUUUGUCUGGUCCUGUUCCAAAGGAGCUUGGAAAACUUGCAGAUUUGGAGAAACUGGUGCUUCAUUCCAACAAUCUUUCUGGUAAACUUCCUCUAGAGAUCGGUGACUUGACAAUGCUACAGACAAUGCAUAUAUCUUCUAACCGAUUUACUGGUCCGAUACCUGAAACUUAUGCCAAUUUACAGAAUCUGAUAGAGUUUUGGGCAUCUAGCAAUGAUUUGAAUGGCACAAUGCCAAGUAACAUUGGGAAUAUGGUCAACCUAGAAAAAUUGAUACUUCAAGGAACUUCUUUGCAGGGACCAAUUCCUUCAAAUAUAUCACGGUUAACUAAACUAGAAGAUUUGAGGAUAAGUGAUAUAACACAAGGUGGGAACUCCUUGGAGUUCAUACUGCAAUUAAAAAAUCUGAGGACAUUAGUUCUGAGGAACAACAAUAUCACCGGAAACAUUCCUGAUGACAUAAGCAUAUUAUCCAAGCUGAAAACUUUGGACUUAAGUUAUAACAAAUUAAGCGGAAAGAUUCCAGAUUCUGUCAACAAAAUAUCAUUGGAAUUUUUGUUCCUUGGGAACAAUAAUUUGUCAGGGACUCUUCCUAGUUGGCUGACUACAUCCGAUGCAACAAUAGACUUGUCACAUAAUAACUUUUCUGGGAAUAUCGAAUCAAAAUUGACUUCAGAACAGACAAAAGUGAAUCUGAUUUGGAACUCUUUAAGCCCUACAGAUCACAGCAAUCCGGCAGGCUGUCUCCAAAGAACCUUCCCAUGUGGUGAAAAAUCAAAAUACUAUGGUUUUGCUAUAAACUGUGGAGGAGAGAAACUCAAAAUUUCUGCACCAAACUUUAUUUUUGAUGAAUUUGAAGAGGAUGAUGAAGUUGAUACCCUAUUAUUCUUUCGACGUUCCAAAAUGUAUUGGGGAUUCAGUAGCAUAGGAUAUUAUAUGGAUUCUGAUAGUGAAUCAAAGGCUUACAUAGCCAACAAUAGCACCACCUUCACCAUCACCCCACAUAAUACCAGUGCGUUUUCCUCCAAUUUUGAUCCAGAACUGUACAGGACAGCACGCAUUUCUCCUGUCUCUUUGAGGUACUAUGGCCUGGACCUUCAAACAGGACCAUACAACAUACAGCUCCACUUUGGUGAAAUACAGUUUCCAGCUAUGAAAACCACAAAAGGACGACGAAUCUUUGAUGUCUAUAUUCAGGGAGAUCGAGUGUUGAAAGAUUUUGAUAUAAUGGAGGCUGCUGGAGGGCAAAAUCUGGCAGUCAUCAUGAACUACACCAUAAAUGUUACCCAAAACUACUUAGAUAUUCACUUUUUUUGGGCUGGGAAAGGAACAUGUUGUGAACCACAAGAUGUGUAUGGACCUUUGGUUUCAGCAAUUGUAGUCACUCCAAACUUCAAACCGCAUUUUGAGAAGAAAAGUAAGACUGCUAAGAUAGCCAUAAUUAUUGUCUUAGUAGUGGUCAUUUCGGGUCUUGUGUUGAUAUCAACUCUAGUAUUUAUCAAGAGGAAGAAAAAAGGGGACAACAUAUUAUCCCGUUUCAGCAAGGACAGAGAGUUGAAGACAAUGGACGGUAAUUCUUUCAGCUUAAGGGAGAUGAAAACUGCAACUAAAAGUUUCGAUCCCAAAAAUAAGAUAGGAGAGGGUGGCUUUGGAGCAGUUUACAAGGGUGUACUAUCAGAUGGGAGGAAGGUGGCAAUCAAGCAGUUAUCAUCUCAGUCAAAACAAGGGAAUCGAGAAUUUCUGAAUGAAGUAGGCACUAUAUCUGCAGUGCAACAUCCAGAUGUCAUUAAACUUUAUGGCUGUUGUGCAGAGGGGGAGGAUCUUCUCCUGGUUUACGAAUAUAUGGAAAACGGCAACCUCGCGCAAGCUUUGUUUGAUCGCGAUGAACCUCGUAUUAAGUUAGAUUGGCCCACUCGGUAUAGGAUUUGUUUGGGAGUUGCUCGCGGACUUGCUUAUCUUCACGAAGAGUCGUUGUUAAAAAUUAUACAUCGGGAUAUCAAAUCAACAAACAUUCUUCUAGAUGAAGAUUUAAAUCCCAAAGUAGCAGAUUUUGGGUUGGCAAGGUUAUUUGAUGAUGGAAAUACUCAUGUGAGCACAAGGGUAGCAGGAACAAUUGGGUAUAUGGCUCCAGAGUAUGCCUUAAGAGGGCAUCUCACAGAGAAGGCAGAUGUUUACAGCUUUGGAGUGGUUGCGCUUGAAGUUGUUAGUGGCAGAACCCACACAGACACGAACUUGGAAGAAGAAAAGGCUUACCUUCUUGAAUGGACUUGGCAUCUGUUUGAAGAAAUGAGGAUGCUAGAAUUGGUAGAUGUGAACCUUUUGCAAUUCGGAUACAACGAAAAAGAAGUGAUAAGGGUGAUUUAUGUGGGACUUUUGUGCACUCACGAGAACCCUGGUCGAAGACCUUGCAUGUCCGCGGUUGUUGAAAUGCUGGAGGGCAGAAUGGAAAUACCUGUUCCACAGGCUCGCCCUGGAUAUCUCAAUCAUUGGCAAACAUGGCAGCUGGCUGCUGGUGCGCAAAACAACCAGGCCCAAUCCUCAACAAGCAAUAGCUCCAACCAACAAGGGCCAUGGAAGGACAACUCUUCUUCCCAAAAGCAACCUUCAGUAUAGAAUGAUGUGCUAUGCAUAUUUUUAUUAUUGUUUUAUCUGAAUUACUCCAAGAUCUGUUGCAAUCAGACCACACGCAUAAUUGAUAUGUAUUAAUAGAACUUACCUGAAUUCUUUGAAAAUAUUUAUUGUUCAAUCUUUGUAAUAUGUUUAGUUGACAAAUGCUCUUUCAAUGAUCCAUAAUAGUUUAAAGAUACUGUCUGAGUGAUCGUCACUUAUGGAUA